Molecule: messenger RNA, 2590 nt
Organism: Aedes aegypti (yellow fever mosquito)
Lineage: Eukaryota; Metazoa; Arthropoda; Insecta; Diptera; Culicidae
Gene: Rs1
Product: probable ATP-dependent RNA helicase DDX27
Exons: 5
Coding region: 114-2528 (804 amino acids)
Molecular function (GO): RNA helicase activity; ATP binding; nucleic acid binding
Source: RefSeq, a predicted model, not a curated record
CGAAUUCGCUUUGCUCUCCCACUCGUCAUUCUUGUAAACACACGUGCUGGAAGUGAUCGCAAACCAAAAAAUUGCUAUUUACGAUUCUCUCAGUGAAAUUCAAACAAUUUACCAUGAAAAUUAAUAAAAAAGCGCCUACCAAGAGUGUUAAAAAGACGGCCGAUGUAGUGGACAAAAAGUACGACCUGAUCAAAACCAUUAACGAAGAUGAAGAAGUGGAGGAUCUCUCGGAGGAAUCGGACGUUGAGGUUGAGUAUCAACCCACCAAGUUGAAGAACCAAAAGAAGGGCGACUUCGACAAUGACUUCAAGUUCGUCUCCUCAGUGAGCGAAUACAAUCACGACACAUGGGAUGACCUGAUGAAGUACGUUAAGAAAAAGAAUCGCGGAAAGGUGGAAGACAAGAUUGCGGGCGUUAUCAAAGGUCGUUCUAAGGAGAAUGCGGAAAUGCUGGAAGAAGCGGACGACCACGACCCGAAUUCGUACCACGACGAAGUUGACCUAUCCGAUGAUGAGCUGAAGCACGACGUCAUGCGAGUGAAGGAGAAAAAGGGCCGAAAACGUGAGAUUCCCACCGACAAUAAGGUCGAAAUCGAGGAUGAGGAAGACGAACCGCAGGACUUUUUCGAAGAAGCCGGUGGCAAUGAGGAAAUAUCUUCGUUCUACCAAAUGAACCUUUCUCGUCCACUGAUGAAAGCGAUCGGAGUGCUUGGCUACAUAUACCCUACACCUAUCCAGGCUGCAACUAUUCCGAUAGCUCUGCUGGGAAGAGAUAUCUGUGGUUGUGCCGCCACUGGAACUGGUAAAACCGCUGCCUAUAUGCUUCCUACGUUGGAACGCUUGCUGUACAAACCUAGUGCAGCUCAGGCGGUCACCAGAGUGUUGGUCCUUGUGCCAACUCGUGAAUUGGGGGCACAGGUCUAUCAGGUCUCCAAACAGCUGACACAGUUCACCAGCAUUGAAGUCGGCAUUGCCAUUGGAGGUUUGGACGUGAAAGCGCAAGAAGCCGUGCUCAGAACUAAUCCGGACGUCGUAAUUGCCACGCCUGGCCGUUUGAUCGAUCAUAUAAAGAACACACCCAGCUUCUCAUUGGACUCGAUUGAGGUACUAAUUCUGGAUGAGGCUGAUCGAAUGUUGGACGAAUAUUUCGCCGAGCAAAUGAAAGAAAUUAUUCAAAGCUGCAGCAAAACUCGCCAGACAAUGCUGUUUUCUGCGACAAUGACCGAUCAAGUAAAAGAUUUAGCAGCGGUAUCGCUUACGAAACCAGUCAAAGUUUUCGUUAAUAAUAACCAAACAGUAGCAUUCAACCUACGCCAAGAAUUCAUACGAAUUCGUGAAGGUCGUGAGGCGGAUCGUGAGCCACUUCUGGCUGCGUUGAUCUGCCGUACCUUCCACGAUCAUUGUAUGGUGUUUGUCCAAACCAAGAAGACUGCCCACAGAUUACGAAUUCUUCUUGGGCUGCUGGGAGUCAAAUCUGGAGAGUUGCAUGGGGAUUUAACUCAGUCCCAACGAUUGGAAUCUUUGAAGCAAUUCAAAGAUGAACAAGUAGAUGUUCUGAUUGCAACAGAUGUGGCAGCUCGAGGCUUGGACAUAAGUGGUGUUAAAACCGUUAUCAACUUCGUUAUGCCAAUCACGAUGGAACAUUACAUCCAUCGAGUGGGACGAACAGCUCGUGCCGGUAAAGCUGGUGUUUCCGUUUCUUUGGCUGGAGAACUGGAACGAAAAAUUGUCAAAGACAUAAUCAAAAAUGCAGUAAGUCCGGUCAAAAAUCGUAUAAUUCCGACCGAGAUUGUCGAUAAAUAUAGGAAAAAGGUGCUUGCUUUGGAAGAGGAAAUCGAAAAAGUCUUGUGUGAGGAAAGGGCUGAAAAAAUGCUACUGCAAACGGAACAGCAACUGAACCGAACAGAACGGAAAUUGAAAGGUGUUGUGAGUGGACCCAGUCGCGAAUGGUUCCAAACCCAUCAUGAACGAAAGGAGGAAAAGGAGCGCCUUUCUGUGAAGAAUGGCGACGAGAAUGAAAAACGUAAGAAAAACAAGAAACGUAAGCGUGGAGACGACAGCGACGACGAAUUUGACCCUAUCAAAUAUCAGCAAGAGAAAAAGCAGAAGGUGGCAAAGAAAAAGGCAGAGGUACACAAAACGCCCAGCCAGUUGGCAAAGGAGCGUGCUUUACAGGAGUUGACCAAAGUGUCCCUUGUGCAGGCCAAGUUGGCCAAGAUCAAAAAUCGUCCUUCACGAGUCACUGCUGCAGCUGAUGACGAUGACUUCGGAAAAGGCAAAAACAAUUCAAGACAAAAGAAUAAAAAACGAUUGUCUCGUUUCGAGAAAGACCUCACCGACACCAGCAAAAAGGGUGUGAAGAAAUUACGAUAUGAUGCCACUAAGAAACAAAAAAUGGAUAAGUUCGACAAGGGCAAGAUGUCCAACAUGAAGAUGAGUGCGGAUAAAUUCCGCAACAAAAAAGGCCUUAACAAGUCGAAUAAGGGCAAAUCUUUUGGACCAAAGCAGUCCAGAAAAGGAAAGCAUUGAUUCUUUUUGUACAAAUAAAAACUAUGAUUAAUAAAUACAUAAUGAUAAAUCUUGCUAUAAUA